CAGGACCCCCAAUUAUAUAAUGUCACAUCCUCGACAAUGGCUAUGUGCUUAAAUAUUAUUUAUAGGGCUCUGCUUGCGGAUCAUAUAAUGAUCCGGUGCAUAGCAUUUAUUAAGCGAUUAUUACAGAUUACUUUCUAUAUGCCGGUGCCCUAUGCUUGUGGUUUUCUCAUAGUAAUAUCAAAAGUUCUUCAAACUCGUAAAGGGCUCUUUGAAAAAGUUUUGAAACCUGUAGAACCAGAAACAAUCAAAAUAUCUAAAAAGACUAUCUCUAAAAAUUGGAUGGACGAAGAAGAAGACGGCGAUGAAGUGUACAAAGAUGUGGAAUAUGAUUUCGACAAGGCAGAAAUUAAAAAAGAAACUGAUAGUACAAAGAAAAAUGGUAAAAGUGAAUCAUCUUGGGUACACGUAGAUAAUAAAAUAGACACAAAUGUAAAUGUUGUGGGAAUGGAUGAGGAAGAAGAAAAACCAGAUGUUACAAAUCCAGUUAUGGAUGAUAAGGAUGUGGUUGUGAAAGUUAAAAAGGAAACUGUUUUUUACGAUCCUUAUAAUAGAAAUCCUUUACAUGCCGGUGCUAACUUGUCCUUGUAUGUGGAAUUAUUGAAACUUAAAGAUCACUUUCACCCGACGGUACAGUUGUUUGCUGAGAACAUUUUUGUAGGUACUAAAAUUGAUUACGACGGAGAUCCAUUGGUGGACUUCACGUGCAAACGAUUUUUGGAAAGAUUUUCGUUUAAGAAUCCAAAGAAAGUCGAUCUUCUCAAUAAAACUGUGUCUAAAAAACUCAAACUAAGCAAAGGAUCAAGAGGACGAGAUGUUAGAUUAUUAAAUGAAUUCAAUGUUACGGAAGAUGAACGAUUCAUAUUUGAAUAUUUAGAAAAGCAACGAGAAAUGAAGAAUGCGACCAGAGGCUUCAAAGAUGACGAGUCAGAGUCUGAUGAUGAAUCUGUUGAUGAUGAUGAGUUUGAUGAUUAUCUGGACAAGAUUGCUGGAGCAGAUAAAGACGACCUAAAUUACAUGGAAGAGCUUGGCAACAAUUUAAGAAAUCCUAAGAGCAAAGGCAAACAAGGCGAAUCUGACUCCGAUGAUGGUGAUGAUGACCUGACUGAAGAUCAGGAUGAAAAAGAUAAUGAAGAUAACGAUGAUUUCGAUGAUAACGAUGACGAACUUGAAGAAUUUGAUGAAGAUGAUGAUGAAGAUAUGGAACAAAGUGCGGGUGAUGAAACUCUUGGCGGAAAUGAUAACUUCUCAGACUUGGGCAGCGAUGACGAAGAUUUGCUCAACGAUUUAGGUGAUGAUGACGACUUGUCCGAUUUAGAAUUCUCUGAUGAUGAACCUCCAACAAAGAAGAAAAAAGGUGGCAAGAAAAAGAAUGGUAAAGAAGAUAUUGCGUCGUUGUUUGCGAAUGCUGAUGACUUUGCCCAUUUACUUGAUGAAGCUGGUGCAUCCAAACAAAAGUUGGGUACAUCAUCUGCAGUUUUGAAUAAAGAUAAAUCAUCAGACAAACAAUUAAAAUGGGAAGAGAAGCGUAGGCAAAAUUUCAAAGGCAGUGGGAAGAAAUUUGGAGGAAAAAAGGGCAAAAAGCGUCACUGAUACGUGAGCCAAAUUUGAUAUCAUCUCUGAUUUUUUUCUGUCUUGUGUAU
Molecule: messenger RNA, 1640 nt
Organism: Ctenocephalides felis (cat flea)
Lineage: Eukaryota; Metazoa; Arthropoda; Insecta; Siphonaptera; Pulicidae
Product: CCAAT/enhancer-binding protein zeta-like
Exons: 8
Coding region: 37-1590 (517 amino acids)
Cellular component (GO): nucleus
Source: RefSeq, a predicted model, not a curated record